UGCUGGCUAAAGCUGGAUCAGCGCAUCGACAAGCAAAUCAAAAAGAAUUGGCUAUUUGAGUUCCAAGUGAAAUUCUUUCCCUACGACAUGGACUCCAUAACCGAGGACCUUACUCGUUACUACCUGUGUCUUCAAGUUAGACAAAACCUUCUCAGUGGACAGUGA
Molecule: messenger RNA, 165 nt
Organism: Dibothriocephalus latus
Lineage: Eukaryota; Metazoa; Platyhelminthes; Cestoda; Diphyllobothriidea; Diphyllobothriidae
Source: the annotation of a GenBank genome assembly